This is a messenger RNA of Puccinia graminis f. sp. tritici CRL 75-36-700-3, 180 nucleotides long. RefSeq lists its product as uncharacterized. The transcript has a single exon. Lineage: Eukaryota; Fungi; Basidiomycota; Pucciniomycetes; Pucciniales; Pucciniaceae. Bases 1 to 180 code for a protein of 59 amino acids. The record is from RefSeq and is a predicted model, not a curated record.
AUGAACAAGGUUCCGAAAGCUUACUGCAGGGAAUCCGGCCACUGGCAGACUUCAGGAUUUCACGGCCAACUGUGGACCAGGGUUAGCGUACACUGCGGAGGGGCUAUGACGGAGUGGGCGCACCAACAGGCGGAAGCGGGGCUCCGAGUGGCUGGACCAGAGGCAGAAGCGGUGGUGUGA